UCUACGUAAAAAAAAACGACAUAUGCGCUCAAUUUCGUGUAAUUUAGUUUCGGUUUAAUCUUCAAAUAGUUUUUACUCAAUUAUAGUGUGAAUUACACGUAUUAUCGCAGUUGAAUGCGGCAAAUUGCUUUCGGUGGUUUGAUUAGUGUCAUUAACUCUUUAAACUAAUUUUAUUUGUUCGGUCUUCGAUUUUGGUCGAUCGUUUUUGGCACUUUCGGUUUUACGUUGCGUCCACCAAAUCGAAAUAAACUCUGCAGUGAUUAGUGAUAAAUAAACUUGGUGUUGUUCAGUGCAUCGGACAAUAUUUACUGCUGCGGCGGACGCAAGUGACUACUGCUUCUUAAGUUCAUUUUUUGGGCACGAGUUCCGCGCGCACAUCACGGAUUUUUGCGUUUCGUCAUUCGGAUCCGAUUGAUCUGGUGGCGUUGGGACGGCGGUCGAUUCGAUUGGCGUUAAGGGCCGUAAGGACAGCGGACCGCACGCCACGUACCAGCACUUCACCAAAGUGGACAACAAACCGUUCACGACGUUGAACUUCACGGAUCUGGGCUCCCCGUUCGGGGGUCCAAACGAAGAUCCACCGGGCACGCCGACAAUGUCGGGCGAGGGCCACAUCGGACCGCCAACACCCCACGAAUCGAACAAUUCGACGCCCGUUUCGAAGAGUGCGUUCAUCGAAUUGCAACAGCACGGCUACGGGCCCUUGAGGACGUCGUACCAACAUCACUUCAACAGUCCGGCGGGUAAUGCGCACACGGGACCGACGGGCACCCACGACGCCGGGUUCCCGUCGCCCAGGGGCGCGCUCGGUGCUUAUCCCUUUCCGCCGAUGCACCAGAACUCCUACACGGGAUACCAUUUGGGAUCGUAUGCCUCAAAUUGUCCGCCAUCGCCGAAGGACGACGACAAAUGCCUGUCGCUGGAGAGACAAACGGGAAGCGGGAAAGGGAAGAAAAUGAGGAAACCAAGGACAAUAUACUCGAGUUUGCAGUUGCAGCAGUUGAACCGACGGUUUCAGAGAACCCAGUACCUGGCUUUGCCCGAAAGGGCAGAACUGGCCGCCAGUUUAGGAUUAACGCAGACACAGGUUAAAAUUUGGUUCCAAAAUAGGAGGAGUAAAUAUAAGAAAAUGAUGAAGGCUGCUCAGGUCACCGGUGGUACGAACAACAACGGUACUCCAGGAGGUCAUUCCGGCCUUUUAGGUGCCAAUGCUAAUCUGCCAUCCUCGAGUCCAGGUCCUCAGGGUCAAAAUAUGAUGCCAGGAGGAGGCGGUUCAUCAAGCGGCUCGCCCGCCACCGGCUACAUGCAACACUCAUCGCCCGCACCCAGUUCCACCCCUGGCUCGGACAUGUCCGGCCAGCCCGCCGCCAGUCCCAGCUGGGACGUCAAGCCGCAACAGCCGAUCCAUCCGCCGCCCCAUCCGGCGCCUCACCCCCACCCGUCCCACAACUACCUCCCGCAGUACUCGUGGUACCCAGCGGACAAUCCCGGCCUCCUGACGGUGUGGCCAGCAGUUUAAUAAUGAAUCAAGUGAUUAGUUACUAAAACUUCAAUUAACAAAGGAUAAACUGUGACCAGUGAGAGUAUGUAUGUAUAUGUUACAUAUGUCUGUUUCAUUGUUGUAUAGAUUGUUUUUAGAGCAAACAUUCCAUUCUUUUGUACAUUUAGAUCUCAGACAUGUUUUUGGUGGUUCCAUUUUUACUAUUUUCAAAACCUGGACUACACACAAAAAGCAAGCACCCUUCCUUUUUGUGCGUAAUCCACAUUGUACAUGACAAAUUAUGUAAUAAUGAAUUUGGUGCAAUAUAUUUUUCGAAAUCGACCCUCAGAACGUCAGUAAGUGUGUGUUUGCAAAUUUUGGACGAACAAAAGUUCUGCGCUUAAUCCACUGUUAAAGUCUCUUGUUAGAUGAUAAACUUACUGAUAGAUUUUUCGGUGAUUUUGAAAAAUAUUCGAUUGUUUUAAUUAAAAUAUAAAAAAAUGUAAAAUAGUAACGUACUAACAUUUGUUGCAUUUCAACGGGGGGUAUAAAAACGAAUCGCACACAAACAAAUCAAAUUUCUGUUUUUGGCUUUGUUGUCUAAGUCAGGUAAUGUUCGUUUUUAAGCCUCAUUUUACUCUUUUUAAUUUAUUUUUUUUGUGUUAGUACGUUUUUGUUGAAUAUGUAAAAUAGAUAGAGUGUGAUUGGUUGCGGACGUUGCGGAAGAAGCCGAAAUGUUUAAGGCUGGCGACGGAUCAUGUGAAAUCAUUGGGUUGCUGCCGGCGAAGUCCUCCUGAAAUGAAUGGGGGGACAUUUAGUGAUUCCUGUAUAUUAUUACCUAUUAUUAAAGUAAAUAGUUGUUGAUGAUUGUAUGAUGGUGAAUGUCAGACAGCAAAUGUACCUUAUUAUGUAAAGUAGAUAUAAUUGAGAAAAAACUGUCUUAAAAUUAGAACGAAAUUAUAAUUAUUAUAUGAAACUAUUUCUAAAUGUGUAUAAAGAAAGUAUAUAUAUUAUAAAAAUAACAAACUUUUAAUAA
Aethina tumida (small hive beetle) is the source of this 2516-nucleotide messenger RNA. It is a transcript of the gene Dll, whose product is annotated as homeotic protein distal-less. Gene Ontology annotation, biological process: regulation of transcription by RNA polymerase II. NCBI's taxonomy places the organism in Eukaryota, Metazoa, Arthropoda, Insecta, Coleoptera, Nitidulidae. The coding region runs from base 596 to 1519 and encodes 307 amino acids. Gene Ontology annotation, molecular function: RNA polymerase II cis-regulatory region sequence-specific DNA binding; DNA-binding transcription factor activity, RNA polymerase II-specific. The record is from RefSeq and is a predicted model, not a curated record. The transcript is spliced from 5 exons.